AAUCUCAAAAAAAAAAAUCUGGAAGAAAAAAGGAGAGAAAGGGGAUGGAUCAAUACUGGGAUUAGGAUGGAGUCGUCCGGCGGCGUGGCGGAGGAGAAAGCCAUGGCGGCGACGGCGUCGAAGAAGGUGUGCCGGCGGUGCAAGGGGACGUUCUCCCCGUUGGAGAACACGCCGCUCUCCUGCAGGUUCCACCCGUCCUUCUUCGUCUGCCGCCGCCACGACGACCAGAAGAGGUACUACGAGCUCAAAGACGGCGACCCGCCGUACGCCGCCAAGUUCUACGACUGCUGCGGCGCCGAGGACCCCGACGCGCCCGGAUGCGCCACCGAUCUCCACCGCUCCUACGACGACGACCUCGACUAGCUACUAGUAUGCUCGGUUCUUCUUACUAUGCAUGUGAUCCAUCGAUCGAUCAAUCUUCCGUUGCAUCCAUGCUCUGCUUUCUGCUUCCUGUCCUGCUGCUCUGGAACAAGCUCAGUGUUGUUCUGUCUAUCUGAUCUGUGGGUCUGUAUAGCGAAGACCAGUGGUCCGACUGUUUUGGUUGUGCUGGAUGCAUGCAUCUUGCAAUCGCCUGUUCAUGCUUCGAUCUGCUUGCAUUAAUUCGAGGUAAAACUGUCUGCAGAUUCUAGAUUCGAGCAAUUCAGAGGAAUAAUAACACCCCUGAGAUCACCUCUCAACA
Brachypodium distachyon (stiff brome) is the source of this 679-nucleotide messenger RNA. RefSeq lists its product as uncharacterized. The transcript has 2 exons. Lineage: Eukaryota; Viridiplantae; Streptophyta; Magnoliopsida; Poales; Poaceae. The record is from RefSeq and is a predicted model, not a curated record. Bases 67 to 363 code for a protein of 98 amino acids.